AUGUGUCAGGAGAAAUUGGUACAAGAAGCUGUGGAUACCCUUCUUGAUAAUGAAAUUCGCGGACAACCUAUGCGAGACGGUCAUAAUAAGGUUUACAAGUCGUUUUCGGAUGUAAUUGAAGGCAAAGAGGGAAGAUUUCGUGAGACUCUACUUAGUAAACAAGUUGAUUACUUGGGGCGUUCUGUCAUUGUCGUAGGUCCUUCACUUUCAUUACAUGGAUGUGGAUUGUCGCGCGAGAUAGCAAUAAAACUUUUCCAGACAUUUGUAAUUCGUGGUUUAAUUAGACAACAUUUUGCUUCGAACAUAGGAGUUGCUAAGAGUAAAAUUCGAGAAAAAGAACCGGUUGUAUGGGAAAUACUUCAGGAAGUUAUGCAAGGGCAUCCCGUAUUGCUGAAUAGGGCGCCCACUCUACAUUGUGAGAUAUCACAUUGUUCGAGGAACCCUAGAUGCUGUCGGAGUAAAGGAUCGUCAACAAGGGCGUUCUAG
Messenger RNA from Cannabis sativa, 486 nucleotides. RefSeq names its product DNA-directed RNA polymerase subunit beta'-like. The transcript has a single exon. Gene Ontology annotation, biological process: DNA-templated transcription. The record is from RefSeq and is a predicted model, not a curated record. Bases 1 to 486 code for a protein of 161 amino acids. NCBI's taxonomy places the organism in Eukaryota, Viridiplantae, Streptophyta, Magnoliopsida, Rosales, Cannabaceae. Gene Ontology annotation, molecular function: DNA-directed RNA polymerase activity; DNA binding.